AUUACAUGAAGAGAUCAGCUUACCAGUUUUCUUCAGAGCAGAGGCUGAGCUCGGAGCGCCGGGUAGUACAGUGAGGGAGAGCCGAGGGAACCAGCGCGGUGCCUAGCGGAACUCCAGGGCUGGAAUCCCGAGACACAAGUGCAUCUGCUAGCUGUUAGCACUUGGCAGACGGAGUUCUCCUCUAGGGUAGCUCUAACUUUGGGUAAUAAUGUUUGUCAGCUACCUGAUAUUAACAUUGCUCCACGUUCAAACAGCAAUGUUAGCAAGACCUGGGGGAGAGAGCAUUGGCUGUGACGACUACCUAGGCUCCGAUAAAGUCGUGGACAAAUGCGGGGUAUGUGGAGGCGAUAACACGGGCUGUCAGGUGGUGUCCGGGGUGUUUAAGCAUGCCCUUACCAGCCUGGGAUACCACCGCGUUGUGGAGAUUCCCCAAGGAGCCACAAAAAUCAACAUCACCGAGAUGCACAAGAGCAACAACUACUUGGCCUUACGAAGUCGUUCUGGCCGCUCCAUCAUCAAUGGGAACUGGGCGAUUGACCGUCCUGGAAAAUAUGAGGGCGGAGGGACCAUGUUCACCUACAAGCGUCCCAAUGAGAUCUCGAGCACUGCUGGCGAGUCCUUUUUGGCCGAAGGUCCCACGAACGAAAUCUUGGAUGUCUAUAUGAUACACCAGCAACCCAACCCAGGAGUCCACUAUGAGUAUGUCAUCAUGGGAACCAACGCCAUCAGCCCACAGGUGCCACCUCACAGGAGACCAGGCGAACCCCUCAAUGGCCAGCUGGAUGAAGAAGGUAGAAGCCAGGAAGAUGGAGAAGAGAAAGAGAAGAACGGGGAGAAGGAAGACUUGCACGGGGAGGCGUCUGAAAUCUUCACCUCAGAAUCGGUGCAGACCUUCCCGAUCAGGCAUCCAGAUAGAUUUUCUUCCCAUCGACCAGACAACUUGGUACCACCAGUGCCACAGCCCCCACGAAGAAGCCGGGAUCACAACUGGAAGCAGCUGGGGACAACAGAGUGCUCAACAACCUGUGGGAAAGGAUCACAGUACCCUGUUUUCCGCUGUGUGCACAGAAACACUCACGAAGAGGUUCCAGAGAGCUUCUGUGACUCCAGCAUGAAGCCAACUCCAGAGGAGGAGCCCUGCAAUCUCUUCCCUUGCCCAGCCUUCUGGGACAUCGGGGAGUGGUCUGAAUGCAGCAAAACCUGUGGCUUGGGCAUGCAGCACCGCCAGGUUCUGUGCCGCCAGGUGUACGCCAACCGAAGCCUGACUGUGCAGCCCUACCGCUGCCAGCACCUGGAGAAGCCUGAGACCACCAGCACCUGUCAACUCAAGAUCUGCAGCGAGUGGCAGAUCCGGACUGACUGGACCUCGUGCUCAGUGCCCUGUGGAGUGGGACAGAGGACCCGAGAUGUGAAGUGUGUGAGCAACAUUGGGGAUGUGGUCGAUGAUGAGGAAUGCAACAUGAAGCUCCGGCCAAAUGACAUCGAGAACUGUGACAUGGGACCCUGUGCAAAGAGCUGGUUCCUCACCGAGUGGAGUGAAAGGUGCUCAGCCGAGUGUGGGGUUGGAGUGAGGACUCGCUCAGUGGUAUGCAUGACCAACCACGUCAGCAGCCUGCCCUUGGAGGGCUGUGGGAACAACCGACCAGCAGAGGCCACCCCAUGUGACAAUGGGCCCUGCACUGGCAAGGUGGAGUGGUUCACUGGGAGCUGGAGUCAGUGUUCCAUCGGGUGUGGGAGUGGGACACAGCAGAGGGAGGUGAUUUGUGUGAGGAAGAACGCAGACACUUUUGAAGUGCUGGACCCCUACGAAUGCUCCUUCCUGGAGAGACCCCCCAGCCAACAAUCGUGCCACCUCCAGCCUUGUGGAGCUAAAUGGUUUAGCACAGAAUGGAGCAUGUGCUCCAAGAGCUGCCAGGGUGGCUUCCGGGUCCGGGAAGUGAGGUGUCUGUCAGAUGAUAUGACCCUAAGUAAUCUCUGUGACCCUCAGUUGAAACCAGAAGAGAGAGAAUCUUGUAACCCCCAGGACUGUGUCCCUGAAGUUGAUGAGAACUGCAAGGACAAGUACUACAACUGCAACGUGGUGGUCCAGGCGCGCCUCUGUGUCUACAACUACUACAAGACCGCCUGCUGUGCCUCUUGCACUCGUGUGGCCAAUAGGCAGGCCGGGUUCCUGGGGAGCAGAUAACAUCCCGCAUCGCAUCUCGUCAGCAGGGCAGCAUCCCUGCCCUCCCGGGGGCUGUAAGCAAUGUGCCUGGCUGGCUCCCUGGCCCAGGACACUGACAGUCAACUUCAUCACCACCCUUGCCUUUGGUCAAGUGUAACCAGGAGCUUUGUGCCCUGGAUGUUAGAAAGCCACAGUGGGUCCUUUAAUCAUCGUCAUACACUGAUGACACCUCCCUUGAGACCUGGCAUCUGCUAACGGUGCUCUCUGAAAACCAAGCCAUGGGAAACUCCGUAGCUCUCAGCCCAACUCCUGCCCUGGUGCUUUGCACGUAAGCAGACAGGCCACUAACCAAGCACUGCCUCAUCCCUGGUGUGACUGGCCUUCCAAAAUUAGCAUCCUUGGACAGUCAGAGGCAGCGCUCCGUCCCAAAGACCCGCCAAGCCUUGCUGAGACCUGUGCACCCUCUGUCACCUCAGCCUGGCUGUGCCUGUUUUCAUUCUCAAAGACAUUAGACUGUUCUGCUGCCUUAUGACACAGA
This is a messenger RNA of Marmota flaviventris (yellow-bellied marmot), 2702 nucleotides long. It is a transcript of the gene Thsd4, whose product is annotated as thrombospondin type 1 domain containing 4. Lineage: Eukaryota; Metazoa; Chordata; Mammalia; Rodentia; Sciuridae. Gene Ontology annotation, molecular function: metalloendopeptidase activity. The record is from RefSeq and is a predicted model, not a curated record. Gene Ontology annotation, cellular component: extracellular matrix. Gene Ontology annotation, biological process: proteolysis; extracellular matrix organization.